UCUAACAGCACAUUCUCUCUUUAGCUUUUUUCUCCGCUGCUUGCACGCGCUACAAUGUUUGGAGGCACAGAAAUGCCAAACUCAGUUUAAAAAGGUGACAAUUUAACAUAAUGCGUGUGUAUCGCUCACCGGCGAGCACAUUGUAAAUUCACUAACUAGUCUGCGUGUGUGUACACUUGAUUGAACCACAUCUUCACAGAUUGUUGGCGCUUGGUGCGGAUUGUUUUAGUGUAAAACACCAUAAAUACCGUAGGAAGCGGGCAAUUGCAACUAAAACGGAAACGUCCAAAUAUAUUAAAUGAUACUACUUCUGUGCGGGCUCAGGUGGAUGCCGAAUUCAAGAAUGGUUCACACUGGUUCGAGCAAGGUCGUAGCUUAAAAUACACGUCACUUGUAGAUGAGAAAUAAACAAGGCCACGACGAGUUUGGAGUUUGAUCAAUGGAGUUCAGUGUGUGGGUGUCACCAAAACUGACACGUAACGUUACAAUGAGACACCCGGUAACGGAACGCACUGUCAUCAGUUGCAGAGCGCGAGCGUACUUUCAACGUCAAUAACUAAAUACGUAUUUAUUCAUUUUAGAGUAAGCCAGCGUUAAUUAACGUUUCGUCAACAAUGCAAUAUAGUUUUACAUAACAGGCUAGCUAAUGCUAACUAAUGGUGGUAAACAGCUGACGUUAGUUCGUAAACAAUUGGACCUGUCAAACUUAGCGAAGCAACCAUCUGCAGUCUGCUAUGGGUGCAGAUGCAGUUCGGAGAUGACCUCUCUAAGGUAGCGGUCUUUUCUGGACCGCUGAUCCUGGCUGGCAGCCCUGGAUGGCGUGCCCUGUCCAGUUCAUCUGCCGGGGGCUUCGCACUGUUGGAUUAGUUCUUUUUUACUAUGUCUUCUCUAUAGGCAUCACCUUCUAUAACAAAUGGCUGAUGAAGGGCUUCCACUAUCCCCUCUUCAUGACCUUAGUUCACCUCACCAUCAACUUCUGCCUGUUAGCCCUGACGCGACGGGCCAUGAUGUGCUGGACAGGGAAACCCCGCAUCAUUAUGAGCUGGAAGGACUACCUCCGUAAGGUGGCUCCCACAGCCUUGGCAACAGCAUUGGAUAUUGGACUUUCCAACUGGAGCUUCCUCUUCAUCACCAUUAGCUUGUACACCAUGACCAAGUCUUCAGCAGUGCUCUUUAUCCUAUUUUUCUCUCUGGUUUUUAAACUAGAGGAGCCGAACCCAUUCCUGAUCCUAGUGGUCCUGCUGAUCUCCAGUGGUUUGUUUAUGUUUACAUUUGAGUCGACCCAGUUCAACCUUGAGGGCUUCACCUUGGUACUGCUGGCGUCCUUCAUAGGCGGGAUCCGCUGGACCCUCACGCAGGUCCUCAUGCAGAAAGCAGAGCUGGGCCUUCAGAACCCAAUAGACGCUUUGUACCACCUGCAACCUCUCAUGUUCAUCGGCCUCUUUCCCCUCUUCCUGUAUAACGAAGGGCUGAGCCUCAGUACCUCAGAGAAGUUAUUCCGGGUGACGGAGCUCCAGCCUGUCCUGUAUUCGGUCGUCACACUGAGCAUCGGUGGCUUGCUGGCCUUCGGUUUGGGCUUCUCAGAGUUCCUGCUCGUCUCCCGGACCUCCAGCCUCACGUUAGCCAUAUCAGGGAUCUUUAAGGAGGUGUGUACUCUGCUUUUGGCAGCAGCUCUGAUGGGAGACAAAAUGAGCAUGCUUAAUUGGCUGGGAUUCACCGUGUGUCUGUGUGGCAUUUCACUGCACGUAGGAAUCAAGACAUACUAUUCCAAAAAUAAGGGACCGUCUUUAAGGCAGCUCAACAGUAAGAGUCCAGAGCUUGAGUUGCCAUUACUGCGGCAGAACGAAGACGACAGAGGCGAUUCGGCUGCAGAAUACAACGACGAAGACGAGGAACAGGAAAUCAUUCUGCACGUUCCACUCAUGUCUCCUCACCUCCUUGCUUCAUCAUCAUCUUUCUGGCUAAUGCUGUGUUUCCUGCUCAGUGUCUUCCUGCUGCUGUCCUCAGGGGUCCAUGGCCAAGGUCGUCUUAAACUGACGGUCCUGUCUGAGGACAGACUGCAGAUGAAAUGGAAGGAGGCUGACGGACCCGUUCAGGGCUACAAGGUCCGAGUGAGACCCAUCUCAGAGGUGCCACAGCCCGAGCUGAUGCUGACCACCACGCGGGGCCGGGCGACGGUGGCAGGACUGGACUCCAGUCAGGAAUACGCCCUCCAAGUCCUCGUGCUCAAUGGGACGACAGAGAAACUUCUCGCAAAGCGACGAUUCACCAUGGAGGGUCUGCGGGAGGAGGAAACGAUCCGCAGCGGUAGUCGAGAGCAGAAGAAGAAGACGUUGCCAGGCGGGUCAGGGUCAGGAGACCUGGACGAUGUGACGGAGGCUCUGUUGGGCGUGCCGACAAUUCUGUAUCCGGACCCCACCACCACCACCGCCGCUGCUGCUGCUACUACAGAGCCCCCAGCAGUAGAAACCCCCUCUCAGCCCCCCGAUGAGGCCCAAGAGAAAACCACCAAAGAGAAGAGGAAGAGGAAGAAGGACAAAGAGCGGGAUCGUUCGAGAGUGGAGAAUAAGGAGGAGCAGGGGACCACACAGGCCAAAGCAGCCGAGGAGAAACCCCGGAAGACACCCUUCCCUACCCAACCGGUGACAGGUAUAUCUCCAAGGAAACGAUUUGAGUGUGACAGCGCUGCGGCGGCGGACAUCAUGUUGUUGGUGGACGGCUCCUGGAGCAUCGGACGUACCAACUUCAGACGGGUCAGAGACUUCUUGGAGGGCCUGAUGACCCCCUUCCGCAUCGGGCCGGACCACGUUCAGAUCGGUCUGACCCAGUACAGCGGAGACCCCCGCACGGAGUGGCAGCUCAACAACUUCACCACAAAAGACCAGCUGUUGGAGGCAGUGAGGAAUUUCAGAUACAAGGGAGGAAACACAUUUACAGGCCAGGCGCUGCUCCAUGUCAUGGAUGAGAACAUGAGGGCCGAGGCAGGCGCGAGGUCGGGCGCUCCCCUCUUCCUGGUCUUGUUGACCGACGGGAAAUCUCAGGAUGACGCCAUUGCCGCGGCAAACCGGCUGAAGAGCGCCGGCGUGGAGAUCAUCGCUGUAGGUGUAAAGAAUGCCGAUGAGGCCGAAUUGAGACAAGUGGCGUCAGAGCCGGUGGAUCUGAACGUCUACAAUGUCAACGACUUCCCUCUGCUCAGCAAACUGGUGACACGACUGGUCCACAUCCUGUGCGGGAGGAUAAAGGACCGUGGCAUCUCAAAACGAAUGGAGCCUGGGCCCACAGCGGACCCGACCCUCUCCUACCCCAGUCCCACCGAUCUCCGCUUCUCUGAACUGGGCUCCAGAGAAGUCCAGCUUCACUGGACCAAUCCCACGAAGCCAGUCCAACAGCACAGAGUUGUCUACCACAGCGCCGAGGGUCAGAGUCCACAGGAGGUGGUACUGGCCGGCUCAGAGUCCACUGUGCUGCUGGAGGACCUCUCCUCUCAGACGAUGUACCACGUGUCCAUCUUCCCUGUGUAUGAAGACAAUGUGGGCCUGGCACUCAGAGGAACUGUCACCACAUUGCCCCUGGCCAUGCCCGCCAACCUGGAGGUGACUCCUUCCUCAUACAGCACGCUGAGGGUGAGUUGGGGCGCAGCGCCCGGUGCAACACAGUAUAUGAUCCUGUACUCAGCACUCAACCACGGGGAGCCAGAUGACGCCAAGGAGGAGAAAUUCAGUGCAGACCAGGCAGCGGUGGAGCUGGCAGGGUUGCUGCCGGCGACAGACUACUCCGUCACUCUUUACGCUCUGUUUGACGAGGAUCCCAGCGACCCCGUCACUGCUGUUGCCACCACCUUGCAUCUCCCACCGCCUGCGAGCGUUCAGUUCCCGAUGGUCACCCACAGUAUGCUGAGGGUGAGCUGGGUGCCCGGAGCCGUGGACGUCCCCGGCCACAGAAUCACCUACAGCACCAACCUCGGCAGUGACGUCAAGCAGCUGGAGGUGGCAGGACUGAACUCAGUGGUGGUGCAGAACCUCUCUUCACUCUCCAGAUAUCUGGUUUCAGUCCAGUCUCACUACCCACUAGGCCUGUCUGCAGCACUCACCAGUAACGUCACCACACUGAAGGUGCCUUCCCCAUCAGACCUCAGGGUGACUAAUUUCUCAGGCAGUGACAUCACCGUGCGCUGGGAGGCUGCAGCCGAUGACGUCGUCUCGUACCUCAUCAAGUGGAUCUCCCUCAGUGGAGGAGACCUGAGACAGCUGAGGGCUGGAGGUGAGAGUGAAGGGGCGAUCCUGGAGGAGGUGGAGGACGAUAAGGAAUACCAAAUCUCUUUGUCUGCACUUUAUGGAGAUGGAGCUCAGAGUGAAGCUGUGGCCACACGCUAUAGCACCUUGUCUGGCGGAGGCCCAUCCAGCAUAUCGGUCAGCGAGGAGACAGCCGUCAGCUUGGUGGUCAGCUGGGUACCUCCGAACGCUCACGUGCUCCAGUAUCGCGUGACCUACACUGCGCUGACUGCAGCUGAAACCCAGGACAGCACCGUGUUGGUCCCGGGUGGUGAGAAGCGGGUGAUGCUGGAGUCGUUACAGACAGAUACUCGGUACAGCAUCCUGGUCACCGCCGAGUACCGCAACAGAGAAGGAGGCAGCGGUUCUGCUCAGGGCAAAACCACAAGUCUGCGGGUGAGCAGUGUGAGUGUGGUCAGGUCAGACCACUCCAGUAUCUGUGUGUCUUGGAGGCCCGUGUCUGCUGUCGAUGGAUAUCGUAUAGUCAUCCAGUCUGUCAAAGACAAGCAAGCAAAGGAAGAAACUGUGGAUGAGUCCAGCAGCAGUCACUGCUUCACUGAUCUGGAACCAGAGACUCUGUAUCGUAUCAGCGUGCACUCGCUUCUCGGCUCAGCAGAGGGCGCCGCUGUCUCCCUUCUCCACCCAACAGUCACAGCCCCUGCCAGAAUUCCCAUCCAUCCCCGGAUGUACCCCGUCCACAACGAAGUCUGCCCUGAAGUCACCAUCAGAAACAGCAUUGUCAAAGGAUUUGACAUGAUGGAAGCCUUCGGUCUGACAAAGAGAGCCCACUCGUCUGUGGAGGGCGUGGCAGCCGAGCCCUUUGUCUUCAACACCCUCCCCACCUACACUUUGUACAGAGACGUGCAGCUGACACAGAGCACCAAGUUCAUCCACCCUGCAGGUUUCUCUCCAGAACACACCAUCAGCAUGGCCUUCCGCGUGUUGCAGGAUACUCCCCGGGAGCCCUUCGCCCUCUGGCAGCUCACUGACAACGACUUCCAGCCCAAGAUGGGAGUGGUGCUCGACCCUACCACCAAGCUUCUGGUGUACUUCAGCCUGGACUACAGGGGAGAAGUGCAGGAGCUGACCUUUGACCAGCGGCAGGUCCACCAGCUGUUCUAUGGCAGUUUUCACAAGGUUCACCUGUCGGUCAGCCAGGUGAGUGUGUCCCUGUCUGUGGACUGCCAGCAUGUGGGUGAGAGGCCUGCCCGCCCUCUAGGCAGCCUACCGACCGACGGCUUUGAGAUGCUGGGAAAACUGGUGAAGACCAGAGGACCCAAUAGUGGAUCCGCACCGUUCCAGCUGCAGUCCUUUGAGAUCGUGUGCAACACCUCGUGGGCUUCAGAGGACACCUGCUGUGACCUGCCCGGGGUGAGAGAUGAGGAGAGCUGUCCCGCCCCGGCCUACACCUGCACCUGCUCCUCCGACAUCCCCGGAGCCUCUGGUUCCCCUGGACCCACUGGAAAGCCAGGUCCUCGUGGUGAGAAAGGUGAGAAGGGAGAGCAAGGCCUAAAGGGGGAGGUGGGUCCUCCAGGAAAGUCUGGAUUAGAGGGAGGUCUUGGACCCCUGGGCAGCACGGGGCCUCGAGGCAUGGCCAUGCAGGGUAAAGCGGGUCCACCUGGUGCAAGGGGGGGAAAAGGAGAACCUGGGCGACCAGGGGUCCAGGGUUCACCAGGACCUCCAGGUCCAAAAGGAGAGGUGGGGAUUCCAGGCCCUCAGGGCAUUAGGGGGCUCGAAGGAAACAUCGGUGGACCAGGCAUCACUGGACCCCGGGGUUUCCAGGGAAUGCCCGGACACCCGGGGCCUAUAGGGGACAGGGGCUUCUCAGGACAUGUGGGACCUACGGGUCUUCCGGGGGGUAAAGGGGAGCGUGGAGAGAAGGGGGAACCUCAGUCUAUGGCCAUGAUCUACCAACUGGUCACACAGGCCUGUGAGCAGCUAGUGCAUAACGAGGUGUUGAAGCUCGACAUGUUCAUUAACGAGAUGAGUCGUAAGCCUGCUCCUAUUGAGGAGCCGGUUGGGCCCCCCGGGGAACCUGGCAUACCGGGGCCCAAGGGCCCACCGGGCGCCAGGGGCGCCCAGGGGCGUGUCGGCGCAAGGGGGACCUCUGGCAGAGGUGGAUAUCCAGGAGAACAGGGAAGAAGAGGUUUGCCAGGGGGGAAAGGUGAUGCAGGGACCAAUAUCCAGGGGCCCACAGGGGUCAAAGGAUUUGCAGGUCCUCCAGGUGAGUCCAAGCUGGGGAGCCUGGGUUCCAACGGAGACGAUGGUAAACCAGGACCCGCAGGGAUCGCCGGACCUCCCGGACAACAAGGCGAGGGUGGACCAUCGGGUGUGUGUGACAGCAGUGGAGGCUGCCAACGGGUUCCCCAGGAAACAGAAGAAGACCCUUAUUAUGGCUACCAGCCCUAAAGGAUAUUAACAAGCAGCUAGCAACGCUACGGUGCCUGACGUCGGGUUGAAAUGACUAUGGUUCCUUUGGAGCUAAAUGCCAGAUAAGGAAGGGAGCUAAAAGAAAAGAAGAAGCACUAAAGAGGUUUGCUGCGAUGAACUUGCCACUGACUGAUGCGGAAGCCUCACAAGCUUCAUCGUGGAAAAGGAAGCACUAGAGGAAGGAUCUCUCUCGGAUCCUCAUGUUACCAUUUUCUUUGACUUUAAAAAACAAAUGACUGAGAAAUGAACCAAGAAUAAGUAGGAAGCUCUCUAAUAUAGAAUAGUGUUUUAAAGAGCAGUCAGCAUCAUAAAGGAAAGUAUUUUCUCAUUCAGUCAAGUGCUGUCUUAUACUCCCUAUUCGCACUGAAACUUUUUAUUACUAUGUAUAUGUAUUCAUGCACUGUAUCAAUGCCAAGUAGUUUAGCCAUCUGUGUUACAUUUCUACAUAUUUCAUUUGCCAUUUUAACCUUAACUGCCUCGAUGAUACUGUGAGAAUGUCCUUUGUCUUGUGUAUGAUCAUUUGUAUGUUUAUUAUAUUCACUGAAUGCAGUUAUUCAUUUAUGAUAUUUUAUACUGUAGAUUUUUGCAUUGAAAAUUCAUGUUUACAUUUUCUGGUUUCAAUGGGGUUUAGGUGAUAAACAAUAGUGUGUGUGUGUGUGUGUGUGUGUGUGUG
Messenger RNA from Anarrhichthys ocellatus (wolf-eel), 7374 nucleotides. RefSeq names its product solute carrier family 35 member H1 (gene slc35h1). The transcript has 51 exons. Gene Ontology annotation, molecular function: protein binding. NCBI's taxonomy places the organism in Eukaryota, Metazoa, Chordata, Actinopteri, Perciformes, Anarhichadidae. The record is from RefSeq and is a predicted model, not a curated record. Bases 816 to 6680 code for a protein of 1954 amino acids.